Messenger RNA from Pseudophryne corroboree (corroboree frog), 3522 nucleotides. It is a transcript of the gene CBL, whose product is annotated as Cbl proto-oncogene. Gene Ontology annotation, molecular function: SH3 domain binding; ubiquitin protein ligase activity; receptor tyrosine kinase binding. NCBI's taxonomy places the organism in Eukaryota, Metazoa, Chordata, Amphibia, Anura, Myobatrachidae. Gene Ontology annotation, biological process: negative regulation of epidermal growth factor-activated receptor activity; cell surface receptor signaling pathway. The record is from RefSeq and is a predicted model, not a curated record. Gene Ontology annotation, cellular component: membrane raft; plasma membrane. The transcript has 16 exons. The coding region runs from base 195 to 2846 and encodes 883 amino acids.
UAUGAGCGUCCUGGGCGGAGUUUUGCAUGCGGAAUCAUCUCAUAUGGCUGUACGCGCUCCCGUCUCAUGAAAGGCGGAAGUGACGACGCGGUGUAGGGCCCCGGAGAUCCAUCAGCUCCCCCUUCCUCCCCGGCGUUCAUUGGGGGGCGCCGAGGUGUUAUACGGUAUCCGCAUACUCCGUGUCCUCGUUCACCAUGGCGACCAAUCUACGGAAAGGCGGCGGGCUGAUCGGGCUGGUAAAAGACGCCUUCCAACCACACCACCACCACCCCGCAGCUCAGCCCGGGGCAGUGGAUCGGAAGACUGUGGAGAAAUGCUGGAAGCUUAUGGACAAGGUUGUUCGUUUGUGCCAGAACCAAAGGCUUGCUUUAAAAAACAGCCCUCCCUAUAUACUGGACCUUUUGCCUGACACCUACCAGCACCUCCGUACGAUAAUGUCUCGUUAUGAGGGAAAGAUGGAGACUCUUGGAGAAAAUGAAUAUUUUCGAGUUUUUAUGGAGAACCUUUUGAAGAAGACAAAGCAGACAAUUAGCCUGUUCAAGGAAGGCAAAGAACGCAUGUAUGAGGAGAAUUCCCAACCAAGACGCAACCUUACCAAAUUGUCUCUCAUCUUCAGUCACAUGCUUGCAGAGCUUAAAGGAAUAUUUCCUAGUGGAUUGUUCCAGGGGGAUUCUUUCCGGAUCACAAAGGCAGAUGCUGCUGACUUCUGGAGGAAAGUCUUUGGAGAGAAAACUAUUGUCCCUUGGAAGAGUUUCCGUCAUGCCCUGCACGAUGUCCAUCCUUUAUCCUCUGGACUAGAAGCCAUGGCACUAAAAUCCACCAUUGAUCUCACCUGUAAUGAUUAUAUCUCUGUUUUUGAGUUUGACAUCUUCACUCGGCUUUUUCAGCCAUGGUCUUCCCUCCUCAGGAACUGGAAUAGUCUGGCUGUGACUCAUCCUGGUUACAUGGCCUUCUUAACUUACGAUGAGGUGAAAGCGCGUCUUCAGAAAUUCAUUCACAAGCCUGGAAGUUACAUUUUCCGCCUGAGCUGCACAAGACUUGGUCAGUGGGCAAUCGGAUAUGUUACAGGGGAUGGUAAUAUUUUGCAGACAAUUCCACACAACAAACCACUUUUCCAGGCUCUGAUUGAUGGAUUCCGGGAAGGAUUUUAUCUUUUUCCUGAUGGCCGUAACCAAAACCCAGACCUGACAGGUCUUUGUGAACCCACCCCUCAGGACCACAUCAAAGUUACUCAGGAGCAGUAUGAGCUGUAUUGUGAAAUGGGCUCCACCUUCCAGCUCUGCAAGAUAUGUGCUGAAAAUGAUAAAGAUGUUAAGAUUGAACCCUGUGGACAUCUGAUGUGCACAUCAUGCCUCACUUCCUGGCAGGAGUCGGAGGGACAAGGCUGCCCGUUCUGCCGCUGUGAAAUUAAAGGAACUGAACCAAUUGUAGUGGAUCCCUUUGACCCAAGAGGUGGCGGUAUGGCAGAAAUGUUGCGACACUGUCUUGAUGGCGCACCUUCCCCGUGUUAUGACGAUGAUGACGAGGACAGUGGAAAUGAUUCUCUAUUCAUGUUAGCUGGGGCCAAGGUUGAGAGACCCCCAUCGCCUUUGUCUGUUGCCCCACAAACUGCCCUACCACCUGUUCCGCCUCGUUUAGAUUUGCUGCAACAAAGAACCCCAAAUUCCCCAGGUGCUUGUAGCCCGUCAGUCAGCUGUAAGGUUUCUAGUAGUUUACAUCACAAAGACAAACCAUUGCCUGUCCCCCCAACACUUCGAGACCUCCCACCUCCUCCACCCCCAGACAGACCACAUUCAAUGGUGGGGGACAACCGUCCCCAGAGGAGACCUCUUCCUUCCACCCCUUCAGAAAAGCCACUUUUAUUUUCCUCAAGCCGUCCUGCAGACCCUUGGCAUGUGCGUUCUGUACCCAAAGCUCCAACACCCAAUCUUACUCCUAGUGAUCCAUGGGCAGGAGGAAAGGAUCUUCCUAACAGAAACUCCCUGCCCUUCACGUUGCCUUCACAUGUAGAGGAGAAAAGGGACUGCCAUGGUAGCACACAGAGCUUGGACAGCACGGGUACAAGUGCUGGUGCAGAGCUGUUGACAGGACUUGAUGUGGAUGAUCCCAAAGUGAAGCCCUCCUCUUCUGCAAAUGCAAUCUACUCUUUGGCCUCCAGGCCAUUCCCGGUGCCAAAACCUCCUUUGGGGGAUGACUCUGAAAGUAUUGAUGACUCUGAAUAUAUGUGCCCCUCCUCUCGACCUGUAAUUCCACCUGUGGUACCCCAAAUGGAGACAAAAUGGUCAGUCGAAACAGCUCCUCCUGGCAUGUGGCCGAGUGAACCACAGGAUGAAAGAGAGUCGUAUGAGACUAUGUACAACAUCCAAUGCCAAGCUGCACCACUCGUCAUGGAGCUAGGGAUAGAGGGAGAGGAGUUUUCUGUCAUAUUCAACAAUGGGCCUAAUGAUGAAGAUGAAGAUGUUGACGACAAUGGUUAUGAUAUUCCAAAGCCCCAUUUGCCAGUGACUCCAACCCGUCGCACACUUUCUGAUAUCUCUAAUGCCGCACCUGCCUUUACUUCCAUGACCAUCAGCAGAGAUUCUGGAGCAGCAGCCCUGGAGUCUACAAUCCCAGAGCGUCCACCAAAGCCUUUUCCCAGGAGGAUGAACUCUGAACGCCGCCCUGCACCUGCUGGAGAUGGUGCUGCUUCUCUGCUCUCCAGUGAGAUAGAGAGUUUGUUGAGCCAGGGCUACUCACAACAGGAUGUGAAUAAAGCCUUGCUCAUAGCCCAUAACAACAUUGAAAUGGCCCGCAAUAUCCUGCGUGAAUUUGUAGCUAUCCCUGCUCCACCUCAUCUAGCUACAUAGCAGUUGGAUCCACAAAUACUCCUGCACACGAGAAGAGUAAUAAAGAGUGCAACUCUGACCCUUCAGCUCAAGUGCAGCAGGGAGCAGCUACGGGACCAGUAGGGGUAAUUGUUGGUACUGGAUAAAUGGAGGAAGAUCUCCAUACCCCACCCCCAACUGGAAGUAAACAGGGUACAGGCUCUAGCCUGCCCACUGUCAAGCAGCAUUACAAAUCAGGUGAUUCCUAACCAAUCAGAAUGCACUGUUCCUUAAAGCGAUGUUCCCCUUUCCUUUAUGCCAUCUUGAUGACUACCUUGCUGACAAUGCAGAUGUGAAGCUCUGAUUGGCUUGGGUUAUAAUGGAUACACUGAAUAUUUCUUCUGCACACCAACUCAAUUUUAAUUUAACUGCCUGUCACUAUAGGUCCUUUGAGUUUUUUGCAUACAGCAAUUGAGGUGACGAUAGGAGAGAUGUUUGCGUCUUGUUCUUCAGUGUUAUUUAAUGUACUUUAUUGCCACCUUCCAUAGGUGAAAAAUGGGGGACCUCAGUGAAAUGAGUUGCCUUAGUAUAAAACCUAGUUGAAAGGGUGACAUUAUGGGUAUUGGUUAAAAUUACGUAUUUUGCAGUGUAUAUCUCUUCCCAUUGUAUUGGUUAAAUGUUUGUUAAUCCUGUGAUAAGUCAUAAAGGGAUUCCAGUA